This is a messenger RNA of Aspergillus pseudotamarii, 4270 nucleotides long. RefSeq lists its product as uncharacterized. Bases 50 to 4270 code for a protein of 1406 amino acids. Lineage: Eukaryota; Fungi; Ascomycota; Eurotiomycetes; Eurotiales; Aspergillaceae. The transcript has 2 exons. The record is from RefSeq and is a predicted model, not a curated record. Gene Ontology annotation, molecular function: chitin binding. Gene Ontology annotation, biological process: carbohydrate metabolic process.
GCUCUUUCUCUUUUCUCUGGGUCGUUACUUUUCUUUGAUUCGGGGCAUAAUGCCCUCGCCAUUCUUUUUCUUGGCUCUGUCUCUGUCCCUGACACGUUCUAUCCAGGUUGCUGCAGAACCCAGUUUUGAUGCCUGGUCUCAGGUGUGGAAACCCUGUCCAAGGGACUGCAGCGAAAUCCCAUCUCCGGCCGAAUGGGCGGUCUAUAGCAGUGUGGAUCAACUGGCCACUUGCAAUCAAACUCUGCGUUUAGACUUUUCUUUGUAUAAUCCCUCAAAUCCUGCUAUUCGCGCCUGUUCUGCAUCUCAAAGCUACCCGGCUGCUAAGGUCUCUCAGUUUCAGGCUCUGAUCUCGUCUGGGUUUACUGAUCACGAAGUCACCCUGCAAAUUGGCUGGUGGAAUACGUCUGCGUCUUUACCAUCUGCAGGCGUAAAGUCCGCUCUGGAACAUGUGCGAAAGGCGCUCCUAGCCUCAGAGAAUGAGACACCGACGACUGCGUAUAGCUACCAUGGGAAGUCCCUCAUUGGAGUGUACGCCGGACCGGGGGUUCAGCACUCGGACGCCGCUACCACUGUAUUCCAGAAGUUCACCGAUCAUAUCGAAUCCCAGGAUUUGGUCGGCCGAAUUGCCCUGCAGUAUUGUGGAGAAAAUUCCAACAAAGCGAUUGGUAUCGUCGUCGAUGCCAGCGGUGACCUCGCGGCUGUGCAGCGCAUUGUCCGGGGCUGGGUCGACGGGGAGUGCCAGACUAACUUUGACGGCGUGAAGGAGCUCCCACAAUCCGUCCUGCAUAUGCAGGAUGAUGCGACAUCGUCCCGCCUCUCCGAAUCGUCGAGUCGACAGAUCGCCAGAGAAGGCCGCUUGAAUUCUCAUCAAAAGCAAGCUCAUUCUCAUCAACGACGAGCCAUUUGCCGCACGAUCCAGGUUGUUCCUGGAGACUCCUGUGGGGCGCUGGCAGAAAGGUGCGGACUCUCUCCGGCAGAUUUUACCAAGUUCAAUCCCGACAAGAAACUCUGUUCCUCACUGCAGCCGGAGCAGCAUGUUUGCUGCUCAGCGGGUACAUUGCCCGACCUGAGGCCGAAGCCGAACGAGGAUGGAACUUGCGCCUCGUAUGUUGUCAAGACGGAUGAAUCUUGCCACAAAUUAGCAGUUGCCAACGGCCUCAAACAAGAGGAUCUCGAAAGAUUCAACAAGAAAACCUGGGGGUGGAGUGGAUGUAACCGGAUCCAGUCCCAGCAAACUAUUUGUCUCAGCGAAGGCACAGCUCCGAUGCCCUCUAUUGUCGACAACGCUGUAUGUGGCCCACAAGUGCCAGGGACAACAAGGCCAAAGGACAUGAAUGACCUUGAGGGUCUCAAUCCUUGUCCGCUCAACGCCUGCUGUGACGUUUGGGGUCAGUGUGGUAUUACCGAUGAGUUCUGCACCGAGAGCAAGUCUUCCACUGGGGCCCCUGGUACAGCGGCUCCUAACACAAAUGGCUGCAUCUCCAACUGUGGUACCGAUAUUGUGAAUAAUAACAAGGGCCCGGAUGAGUUUAUCAGCAUCGGCUACUUUGAGGCCUGGAAUGCUGAGCGUGGCUGUCUGAAUAUGGACGUUACCAGCUUCGAUACAGCAAUCCACACUCAUCUCCAUUUUGCCUUUGCGGAGAUAACAGAGAGCUACGAGGUGGAUGUAUCCAUGGUUCAUAGUCAAUUUAAUAAGCUGAAGAACAUGGGCUCCAUCAACCGUAUCCUGACAUUCGGUGGAUGGUCCUUCUCCACAAGAGCGGAUUCCUUCCCAAUCUUCCGCAAAGGCGUGUCGGCUGAGAACCGAGAGGUAUUUGCCACUAAUGUGGCUAAUUUCAUUGUCGAAAACGACCUUGAAGGAGUGGACUUUGACUGGGAGUAUCCGGGAGCUCCUGACAUCCCCGGUAUCCCUCCCGGUGACCGCGAUGAUGGGAAGCGAUAUCUGGAAUUCUUGAAGAUGGUGCGAGAAAAGCUACCCUCUGAUAAAAGCGUUGCCAUUGCUGCGCCAGCCUCGUUCUGGUAUCUAAGAGGCUUCCCAAUCGAGGAGAUUUCAAAGGUGGUAGACUACAUUGUCUUCAUGGCCUACGACCUGCAUGGCCAGUGGGACUACGGCAACAAGAACUCGAUGCCAGGAUGUCCAAGUGGAGAUUGCCUUCGCUCUCAUGUCAAUCUUACCGAGACGAAUACUGCUCUGUCCAUGGUUACCAAGGCCGGAGUGCCAUCUUCCAAAAUAAUUGUUGGGGUGAGUAGCUAUGGCCGGUCGUUCAAGAUGACUGAGCCUGGUUGCUCUGAUCCUAUGUGCAAAUACGUCGGGCCCGAGUCCGCUGCGAAGCCUGGGAAAUGCACCACUACAGCAGGCUAUAUCUCCGACGCGGAGAUCAACAGGAUUUUGGAAGAGGAUCCGACUGCCAAAAAGACCUAUGAUGCGUCCAGCGACAGCAGUAUCCUUGUCUACGACUCCACGGAAUGGGUGGCUUACAUGGACACUGAAAUCAAGAGAACUCGGACCGAGCAUUACCGCCAACUCAACAUGGGCGGCAUAUCAGACUGGGCAGUUGAUCUUCAGUCAUUCGCAAACAGUCCUCGGGGUGGUAACAACUCCCCCGAGAACCAAACCGUUGUCUACGUAGAUUCCAGCAUUUGGACGGAAGAGAACCCGGAGGUGACAUGCCUAGCACCUUGUGCUCUCGUCCUCCCCAACUAUCCUCUUAGCUCCACCACCGUUAUCACUCCUCUGCCCCAUGUCACCACGCUGGAUGUGGCUUGGCCAACUCAGACAUUGAUAACAAGGUCCAAUGGGGAGGUAAUCACCACUACCACCGUCACACGCAUUCUACAGGAGACCACCAUCAUUGCUCCGCCAGUUACGGCAACCGAUCUGCCCAUGGCCAAUAUCAAUAUCACUAUUCCACUUGACGAGGACGAAAGACUGACAAUCAAGCCGAAGCCACGUUUCCCUCCGGUGAUUGUCACCAUUACUAACGAUCCGAAUCCAUUGUCGCAAACGGGUGUCUUGCAUCCUCCAGUGACAAGAAGUGUGACUGUGCCUCCCUGGCCCCAGACCACCGUCAUCUAUAUCCCACCUAAGGAAAACACCGAUGAUGAGAAUAAUAACACAGAUAGAGAUGACAAAGACAAGGAUGGCAAGAACAAGGAUGACAAGGACAAGGAUGACAAGGACAACGACGACAAGGACAACGACGACAAGGACAAGGGCAAGGGUGGCAGCCAUCACAGAAUCAGGUUCCCACGCAUACCCACCAUCACAGUGAGACACGGCCCUGGGUCGCCUGUUUGCAGAGGAAAGAACUGCGGCCAUCUGUGCUCUGACAGUUUUUGCGGUUGCAAGCAUGGCUGUGGUGGUGGCGACAACGGAUUCUCUGAUCCAAACGACCCCAAUCCUCCCCCAAUUCCUCCCCCUCCACAGGACCCUAAGGACAAAGACUCAUGCACUAGCUCUUCGGUUACAAACUACUGGGUCUCAUGCGACUCCAAAACCGAGGGCCCAACCACAACCUCCUGCACUACCACCAAAAGUCUGGUGGCUGUGGGAUGCGAUGUCACGGCCACCACGACAACCACAGGCGUAGAAUAUUGCCCUACAGUGGACCCAAAUGAUCCCCAGGGAGAGGACGGCGGCGCACAUAAGGCAAAGCGUACCAAUACUUCGAAGACCAAACGGCCGCCAAAACCUACCAGCUCUCCAAAGCAACCCUCCUCCACGUCUUCUGAAACGACAAGUACCAAGACCUCGAAGACAAGCUCCCUACCAUCCGCGACGUCCGCCAGCGGCUGCAGCAAGGUCGGUAAGGGGCCCAGCAUGCCCUCGCGCAAGUGCUGGAACAAAUGCGACCCAGGCACGGGCUUGCCCGUUGGCGGCGACUGGGCGAAGAACGAUCCCUGGUGCUGGAUAGCUGAAAGCGGCAGCGAUUCGUAUGCCAAUUGUUUGAAGCAAUCCGACUGUCCAACCGACUUUGAGUGCGCGGAAUCAUGGGGCUGUGUUGUUCCACUGUCCGGUGGGUGUGCGUCUCAGGGUGGCAAGACCGGGCUAGGUAAAACCUGCUGGAGCAGCUGCAACGAAAAAACUGGGAAGCGGACGAACGAUGAGUGGGAGAAGGGCAUGCCGUGGUGCUGGCUGCAGAAUGGCAGAUUUGCCAGCUGCAAGGAGGACAACGACUGCAGUGCCACCACUGAGUGUGUCCCGAACCAUUGGACCCACGGCGGAUGCAAUACUAAGAGUAAGACAUGGGAGCUGGAUGAAGGGAUAUAG